This is a messenger RNA of Protopolystoma xenopodis, 282 nucleotides long. The record is from the annotation of a GenBank genome assembly. Lineage: Eukaryota; Metazoa; Platyhelminthes; Monogenea; Polystomatidea; Polystomatidae.
AUGAUUGUCAGGGUACACCAGGCAAACAAAACUACUAAGGCACUUCAAAUUGACUCGGAAACGACCGCUUUUGACAUGAUUACUGUUUUGUUGGAGAAGAACUUUAUGGCCCACACGACCUCGAAAUUGGCACUUGUCGAAAAGGUUCCAUCUAUGAAGCUUGGUAUGAUUUUCUCCUUCUCAACUCGCCACAAUUUUCAUAAUCUUUUUCGGUUAGCCAUGCUUUCCCCCAUUCUUAAGGCAGACAAUAGUUUUGACUUGCAGUUCUUUUCUUCCGCAUAA